GGUGUCGCCGAAAACGGCGUGUCGGUUGUUUUUAGGUUUCUCUCUGUUGUUAUUGAAUUUGGAAAGAAAACGGUCAUUUUUGUAACUUAUAUUAAAAAAGAUAUUUCAGUAUUCAUUUUUUGUAUUUUAGAAUGGAAUGUUCAGUGGAAAGAUAUAAUCAUCAUGUUUGUGUUCGUUAAGAUAUUUAUAACACUUUACUAUGGAGACUGUUACACACUUGUGGAAUGUCAAUCAAUUUAUGGUAAAGUUGAAGUGCCCACUUACCACGGAAUUACAAACAUUUUAUAUGCAAAAGUGUAAAAACUUCAAGGAUGAAGUUGAAUUACCGAAGCAAAAGUUUGGGCCAUCUGUAAUGUGUAUACAUUGCGGAUCACUUUGGAAUACUAUGAAUUAUCAAGCUCGGAUCAUACCUGGGCGGAAAAUGUCCAAGUCGGUUAAGAAAAUUGUUAAGAAUAUGAAUGAAGGUGAUAAGGAUAUUCCAAAGGUACGAGCUUCCUUAGCACAGAAAUCUAUAAAAAAUGAGAUGAAUAAAUUGGUUAUUAAGUGUGCUGUCUGCUCUAAGCAGACUAAGUUACCAUUUAAAAAGAAAGAUCGACUAAAACCAAUUAAAGCCAAGUUGGAAGACUCUCACACAGUGCCACAGAAUCGUCGUAAGAAGAAAAAGAAGAAAUAUAGGGACAAAACCGCAGGCUUGAAUAUUUCAGGUUGCAUAUCGGAGUCGCCGUUAAAUAAGAAAAUUGAUGGUAAAACAUUGACGAAAUCAAUCGUAAACACAUCUAAAAUGAAAAACCAAAAGACGUUAAAUAGUUCUACUAAAAAGGCUAAAAAGUUAAAUAUAGCGCGAUUAAGAAAUAUUGUAAAUGAUAGUACGACAACACCAAAGAGUAAGAGUUUGCACAGUUUUCUGGCGGAAUUAUAUUAAAAAUCGCGAUAAACUAAUAAUAAAUUUGAAUUAAAUAAUACAUUAAAAUGAAUAAUACAUUUAAUUCUGUAAUAUUUCUCGAUAAUGCACGUAGUGAUAAUAAAUAAUUGAGAUAAUAUUCGGAAACGACUAUUAGGACUCGAAUCGAAAUUCUCCAAUUAUCCUGUCUGAUAUUUGGAGAUAAGUCGGCUCUAUUUAUUCUUACAACAUUCCAGAAUGCGUGUAAUGAAUUUUUUUUCGAUU
Harpegnathos saltator (Jerdon's jumping ant) is the source of this 1165-nucleotide messenger RNA. RefSeq lists its product as uncharacterized. The record is from RefSeq and is a predicted model, not a curated record. The transcript is spliced from 3 exons. Bases 200 to 922 code for a protein of 240 amino acids. NCBI's taxonomy places the organism in Eukaryota, Metazoa, Arthropoda, Insecta, Hymenoptera, Formicidae.